AUGAGGCGAGCGAACGAAGCUAUUGAAAGGGAGCGUCAUCCAAUCCCCACUAUAGAGGAAGUCUUAUACGAGUUAAAUGGAUCAACAGUCUACAGUAAAUUAGAUUUGAAAUGGAGAUUUCAUCAAGUCGAGCUUGAAGAUUCAUCGCGUCGUAUCACCACAUUUGUAACGCAUGGUGGACUAUAUAGAUACAAGAGGUUGAUGUUUGGAAUAACCUCAGCACCCGAGAUGUACCAGAAGAUAGUCAAGGAUGUAUUAAUUGGUUGCAAAGGAGUUGGACGGGGAAUUGAAGAGCACGGCAAGAAUUUGGUAGCUGUACUUAAUCGUUUACGGGAGUGUGGAUUAACCCUAAAUGCAAACAAGUGUCAGUUUCGACUUCCAAAGUUGACAUUUUUUGGUCAUGAUCUUAGUUGUGAUGGUGUUUCGCCAAACGAAGAGAAGGUGGCAGCAGUAAGAGAUGCCAAACCCCCAAAGAAUGCUGCAGAAGUUAGAUCUUUCCUAGGCCUAGUGCAGUACUGUGCCAAGUUCCUACCUGAUUUUGCACAAGUGGCAGAACCAAUCAGAAAAUUAACUAGAAAGAAUCACAAUUUGAAUGGGGAAAAGCUCAACAACAGUCUUUUGCAACAUUGAAAGAUCUUUUAACUCAGGCCGAGACGCUUGCUUACUUCAAGAACGAUUGUGAAACACGCAUUAUUGCUGAUGCUGGUCCUACAGGGAUUGGAGCGGUUCUCACACAGUUACAGGGUGAUUCAUGGAGAGUAAUUUCGUAUGCAUCUAGGAACCUCACUAGCGUCGAAAGGAGGUAUUCCCAAACGGAGAAAGAAGGUCUUGCGUUGGUGUGGGCAUGUGAGAGAUUCAAGUUGUAUGUUUAUGGUCGUAAAUUUGAGCUAGAGACGGACCACAAGCCUUUACAGUAUAUAUACAACACAUCGUCUAAGCCAUCUGCACGACUCGAAAGAUGGGUUCUUCGGCUACAAGGUUAUCACUUCAAGGUUGUCUAUCGGCCGGGAGAAACUAACAUAGCUGAUGCUUUGUCUAGGUUAAAUUCGAAAGUUCCUAAAGAUCACAGUGGCGAAACUGUGGAUGUUGUUCGAAUUAUCGCGCAAGAAAGUACACCGGUGGCAUUAACAGCUAAAGAAGUUGAAAGAGAAUCGGAGAAGGAUCCUGCACUUGUAAGUGUUAGACAUUAUAUUCGUACAGGAAAUAGGUCUGAAUGUAAAAUGCCAUAUUAUUCGAGUGUAAAGAACGAACUUUGCAUUAUUGGCCAGCACCAUGGUUAUGCGUGGAACAAGAAUAGUGAUACCACAAGCUCUUAG
Molecule: messenger RNA, 1316 nt
Organism: Paramuricea clavata
Lineage: Eukaryota; Metazoa; Cnidaria; Anthozoa; Malacalcyonacea; Plexauridae
Source: the annotation of a GenBank genome assembly